Juglans regia (Persian walnut) is the source of this 630-nucleotide messenger RNA. RefSeq lists its product as uncharacterized. Bases 1 to 630 code for a protein of 209 amino acids. The record is from RefSeq and is a predicted model, not a curated record. NCBI's taxonomy places the organism in Eukaryota, Viridiplantae, Streptophyta, Magnoliopsida, Fagales, Juglandaceae. The transcript has a single exon.
AUGGGGGAUUUUAACGAGAUAUUAACAAAUGAUGAGAAGGAAGGAGGUAGACCUAGGGGGGAAAUUUUUAUGAAGAAUUUCAGGAAUGCAUUGGAAGAGGGUGGUUUGUCUGAUCUUGGUUGGAAAGGGGAUAAAUUUACUUGGAGCAAUAGACAUGGGGAUGACUCUUUCACAAAGGAGAGACUGGAUAGAGUGGUGGCAAACAAGAGAUGGAUUGAAACACAGAAGGAAGUCAGUGCAGAGAAUUUAGUAGCAAGAAGCUCGGACCAUAGACUUGUUUUGCUGAGUUUCUCUCAUUUAAACAAGUCUUUUUAUGGGAGUCACAGAGUUUUCAAGUAUGAAGCUUGGUGGGCCUCAGAAAAGGAUUGUAUGAAGGUGGUAGAAGAAGGUUGGCUACAUCCAUAUAGGGGGAGAGGACCAGCUGAGAUCCUAAAAGGGUCAAUAAAAAACUGCUCUGAGGGGUUGAAGAGGUGGAGUAGGGAUAUGAAAAGGAAUCUGAACUUGGAAAUCAAUGCAAAAACUGAGGUAUUAAAGAAUCUGCAGGAAAAUGAAGGAAGUCACAAUGCUAUGGAGAUUAGAGAGGUUCAAAAGGAGUUGGGUGUUUUGUUGGAGAAAGAGGAUUUAAAGUAG